AUGAUGAAGAAAGUACUAGUUCUUUUUGCCCUGGCGGCCCUUGUGUCUUCAGCUCCUCAGCCAAGGAAGCUGUUCCAUGAGCAUGUCGAGGAUUUCGUGGACGUCAUCAUGCAGGAGUCCAACGAGGAAAUAGCGCAGCUGAUGGAACUUUACUCCGAAUUUGACGAAUUCUGGAAGGCAAUCGACUACAUGAAGACGAACAACUUCAAGGAGAUUAUUUACGAAAUGGAGUCUUUGCCUGAAUUUGUUGCUGUGAUAGACUUCUUGGAGAACGACAACAUUGAUGUGCAUUACUUCAUUGACAUGCUGAACGAAAUUAUUGAAAAUGUAGAACGGAACGCGCUAGCUCGUCAAUCUGCAAGCGGCCGUGAUCUCACAGCAUUCACCAGGGAUUGCAUCGCUGUGUUCCCUAAAGAGAAACUAGCAGCUCUCUUCGACCAGAAAAUGGCUGAAGAUGAUGAGUUCAAGACUGCCAUCCAGAACCUGGAAAGCGAGGAAUGGGCAGCUGUCUUCUCAGCACUAUGGGAAAGUGAAGUCUUCCAAGCUGAAGUUGCUGCUCUCUCCGAAAAUGGAAUCGAAAUCAGCGUCCUCUUUGAACAACUCCUGGCGAUUUUUGGACAGAACUAG
Spodoptera littoralis (African cotton leafworm) is the source of this 627-nucleotide messenger RNA. The record is from the annotation of a GenBank genome assembly. NCBI's taxonomy places the organism in Eukaryota, Metazoa, Arthropoda, Insecta, Lepidoptera, Noctuidae.